CAGGAGCGGACUGACCAUUUGGAAACUUGGGCACUGUCCGAGGGCCCGGGGUCAGUAGGGGGCCCCAUGAGAUGCCCCUGGUUCCUUUUUCAUAGGCUUUUUUGAGUUUGGGCAAGGACACAGGGGCCCCAUGAUCCCCUAUUGCCUGGGGGCCCCAUGAGUUGUCAGUCCGCCCCUGUGCUCCUGUGUCCAUCAGUGCUAGCAGUCAGUGCCACCCAUCAGUGCUGCUUAUCAGUGCCCAUCAGUGCUGCCUAUCAGUGC
Molecule: messenger RNA, 261 nt
Organism: Staurois parvus
Lineage: Eukaryota; Metazoa; Chordata; Amphibia; Anura; Ranidae
Source: the annotation of a GenBank genome assembly